CCAAGAUUAGCAAUAAGCGAAUUAAACAGACAAAGUCUCCUUCAGCUACUUCUUCAUUUCUCAAAAUGUCGGUGAAAGAUAAAAAUGGGAGGUUUGAUAAUAACAAAUGACUGACUUUAAUGAAGGCUAUAAGCACAAAAGUUUCUACCCGAGUUUCAAUCGAGGAGAAAUAUACAAGGGGAUCAAACAAUUGAACAAUAAGAAAGUGUCUAAUGAGAAGAAGAGAACGUGCUAAGACUAUAAAGGGAUGUAGGAUGCUGAGAAGCCCUCAGAAUACAGAUAACUGGUUUAAUAAGAGAGAAGGUGAAAAUAGUCUAAAGAGAUCCAAUGUAGAGAAUGAACAGAAAGUAGAAAAAGAGGAGAUCAAGCCAACCCGUGUGCUAAAAAUACCAAAGAGAAAUUACGUGAAAUAUAAGCAACGUCGAUAUUUAGUCAAGUAA
Messenger RNA from Moneuplotes crassus, 440 nucleotides. Lineage: Eukaryota; Ciliophora; Spirotrichea; Euplotida; Euplotidae. The record is from the annotation of a GenBank genome assembly.